AUUAACAGGUUCAAACAAAUCAAGGUAGUCAUAGAAAUAUAAAAAAUGUCAGGUACAUUGGUAUUGGUUGGUCUUGGACUCGCUGGCUCCGCCCUAGUGGCGAGAACGAUCCUCCGAUCUUCGGGUCCGAUGGCGAAGAAGAUGGAGCAAAGUUUCACCCAACUCGGGAAGUUGGAUUAUAAAUAUUAUCGUGGAGGAUUUGAGCCGAAGAUGACGAAGAGAGAAGCGAGUUUGAUCCUCGGAGUCGGGCAGAGCGCAAAUAAGAAGAAGUACCGCGAAGCUCACAGAAGGAUUAUGUUGCUAAACCAUCCUGAUAAGGGAGGUUCUCCUUACUUAGCUGCGAAGAUAAAUCAAGCCAAGGACAUGAUGGAGGGGUCGUUGAAAUUAUGAUGUCAUAAUGUGGACAUUGUUCAGUUUGUGAUGUAAGCAUAGCCACUGUGACAUAGAAAGUUGGUUGGAAGUUUUUGGAUUUACAAACAGCAUAACUUGGUGUUGGCUUGUAGCAUCUGCAUUUAAUUACAAAAUGGUAUAUUCAAAAAUAUGAACACAUUUAAUAAAGCUUUCUUAGCACAUUGUAACAGUUAUUGGUUAUAAAUGUAGCAGUUCUUUAAUAUUAAAUAUGUUCUUUAAAGUGCAAAGCCAAAAUCUUUAAUUAACAUUUUUGUGUUUAAAAAAUUGUAACAAACAUUUCAGCUUUUUUAAAACCAAUGUAAAGAUUCAGACUGGUGUUUGUGGCUGUAAAACCAAACCGAACCAAUGUACAAGCUUUUCUUGUUAAUUGUCAAAUAAUUUUUCAGAAACAGCGCACAUGUUUACUGACAUUAUUUUACAUUUCCGUUUACAG
Molecule: messenger RNA, 844 nt
Organism: Ciona intestinalis (vase tunicate)
Lineage: Eukaryota; Metazoa; Chordata; Ascidiacea; Phlebobranchia; Cionidae
Product: mitochondrial import inner membrane translocase subunit TIM14-like
Biological process (GO): protein import into mitochondrial matrix
Cellular component (GO): PAM complex, Tim23 associated import motor
Molecular function (GO): ATPase activator activity
Source: RefSeq, a predicted model, not a curated record